Molecule: messenger RNA, 1581 nt
Organism: Rhizoctonia solani
Lineage: Eukaryota; Fungi; Basidiomycota; Agaricomycetes; Cantharellales; Ceratobasidiaceae
Product: methionyl-tRNA synthetase
Exons: 9
Coding region: 1-1581 (526 amino acids)
Biological process (GO): methionyl-tRNA aminoacylation
Molecular function (GO): methionine-tRNA ligase activity; ATP binding
Source: RefSeq, a predicted model, not a curated record
AUGGUUCUAGCCGACACAUUGGCCCGUUACUCACGACUACGGCAUCCGCUCCGACACGUGGUAUUUAGUACCGGCACGGACGAACAUGGCCUCAAGAUCCAACAAGCGGCAAAAGAGAAAAAGGUGUCUCCACAAGAAUUAUGCGACCAGCUUAGUUCAAAAUUCAAGAUUCUUGCCCUCAAUUCGAAUAUCAGUCACACGAGGUUUAUACGUACGACAGAUAGUGACCAUGUGUUGGCUGUCAAGAGGUUCUGGAAACGACUAGUCGAAGGGGGGCAUAUCUACAAAGGGACUCAUUCGGGAUGGUACUCCGUACCAGACGAGUGUUUCUACCCCGAAUCGCAGGUAGAAGAAAUCACAGACUCAAAAACGGGGAAUAGCUAUAUGGUUUCGAAAGAGACUGGGCAAAGAGUCGAGUGGUCCGAGGAAGAAAAUUACAAGUUCAAAUUGAGCUAUUUUCGUCAGCCUUUGAUAGAUUGGCUCCAAAGUAACCCACAAGCCAUUUGUCCCGAGCCUUAUUACCGAUUUGUGCUUGAUUCGCUGAUUAAUGAUGAGAAUGCAACAUCGGACCUAUCCGUUUCACGUCCACGUUCCCGACUACAAUGGGGUAUCCAGGUUCCAGGAGAUCAGGAGCAUACGAUCUACGUUUGGCUGGAUGCGCUCGCAAACUACCUGACCGUUGCCGGCUACCCUGAUAAAACUAUCGCAUGGCCUGCAGAUAUCUCUGUAAUCGGAAAAGAUAUCAUUCGAUUCCAUGCAAUCUAUUGGCCCGCAUUUCUGCUUGCGCUCGACCUUCCUCCUCCAAAGACACUUCUAACCCACGGACACUGGACAAAAGAUCGACAAAAAAUGAGCAAGUCCCGAGGGAAUGUUGCAGAUCCGUUCCUCGCAAUGGGUUACAACGAAGACGGGACGCCAAAGCCACGAGUAGUGGUAAACCCGGAGAAAAACAGAGGAGAACUUGAUAUUGGAGUAGAUGGAGUUAGGUGGUAUAUGCUUCGGGCAGGAGGGACGUUUGAAACCGACAGUGACUGGUCAAAUAACCAGGCUCGAAAGCAUUACCAGCGUGAGCUUUCGGGGUCUCUGGGAAAUCUCCUGUCUCGAAUUACCGCACCCAAGCUUCUCGCGCGCCUGCCAGAAGUUGACAAGGCACUCAAACCAGCUGUGGUUGUCCGGGACAUUCAUCCAGGAGAUGCACGCUUGAAUCGGCUACUAGAUCAACUUCCAAAUCUAGUGGAAGGGUACAUGGAUCGACUUCAGAUAGGAAGAGUACCUGAGGCUAUCGUUGAGUGUUUGAACGAGGCCAAUCGACACAUUACUCAAUUGGAGCCAUGGCUGCCUACAUCUAGUACUGAAGUUGUUGUCAGAGCGCACAAGUAUAGCGUCGAAACUUUGCGCAUAAUCGGGAUACUACUCCAGCCAUUCAUUCCUGCGAAGGCGGACCAAUUGUUGACUCAAUUAGGUGUUUCCUAUGAGGAUAGGGGGUGGAAUGAUACAUCGUUGUGGAAAGGAGAUCCAUCGGUUGGGAGGACAUCCAGGUUGAAUCAGCAGCUCUUCCCCAGGCUCAGAAAUACAGUUUGA